UGUGUGGGGGCUGGCCCCCGAGCCGCCAUCCUGGUCCUGGUUCCUGCCCCGGUCCCGCUGGCUGGCUGGGACACUGAGCGGAUGUCUGCAUGGCUGCCCUGCUGAUGCCCCGCAGGAGCAAGGGGAUGCGGACGCGCCUGGGCUGCCUGUCCCACAAGUCCGACUCCUGCAGUGACUUCACGGCCAUCCUCCCCGACAAGCCCAGCCGUGCGCUCAAGAGACUCUCCACGGAAGAAGCGGCACGGUGGGCAGACUCCUUCGACGUGCUUUUGGCCCACAAGUACGGCGUGGCGGCCUUCCGAGCCUUCCUUAAGACCGAGUUCAGUGAGGAGAACCUGGAGUUCUGGCUGGCCUGCGAGGACUUCAAGAGGACGCGGUCGGCGGCCAAGCUGGCGUCCAGGGCGCACCGCAUCUUCGAGGAGUUUGUGGAUGUGCAGGCUCCGCGGGAGGUGAACAUCGACUUCCAGACCCGAGAAGCCACGAGGAAGAACAUGGAGGAGCCCUCUCUGAGCUGCUUCGACCAAGCCCAGGGCAAGGUGCACAGCCUCAUGGAAAAGGACUCUUACCCUCGAUUCCUGAGGUCCAAAAUGUACUUGGAUUUGCUAUCCCAGAGCCAGAGGAGGCUCAGCUAG
This is a messenger RNA of Ochotona curzoniae (black-lipped pika), 632 nucleotides long. RefSeq names its product regulator of G-protein signaling 8. The coding region runs from base 90 to 632 and encodes 180 amino acids. The transcript has 5 exons. The record is from RefSeq and is a predicted model, not a curated record. NCBI's taxonomy places the organism in Eukaryota, Metazoa, Chordata, Mammalia, Lagomorpha, Ochotonidae.